UUUAGUUUGCUAUACAUCAAACGCGUAGAAGAUUGUGAAUUUUGUUUUGUUUACAAAUGGACAUGGAGGCAACGCGAAAUCUGUUCAAACAGAUAUUUAAUGCUAAUGUGUAGAGAAAUAUGAUAUAUAUUGUGGAUCUUCGAACAAUUAUCAACAAGUUUGAAGAUGAAAAGAUCUGGGAGUUCUACCAAUGCAUUGUUGGAGAAGGUCUCCUCACAGUUGAAAGGGGAACGUGUAAAGAAAAAAGAUGAUGAAGAUGAAGCCCUCAAUGCAUAUAUUAAGUCACUUUCACAGAAAACUGCUCAGCAGAGGGGGAAGUCUGUUGAUUUUGAGGAGAUGGGUGAUAUUUCUAUAUCAAGUGAACUGGACACUCACGAUACAUCAUCUUCAAUGAAGCGGAGAGCAUUAACUACAUCCGGGAGCAAGUUCUUAAAGAAAAAAAUAACAGGAGAUUCAGCAUCUCAACCAAUGUCAAAAUUCUUGAGGAAGCCGCAGGUUUCAUCAGCUAGUCCUGUGCCAACUGUUUCAGAACAAAUUAGGGGUCAUAUUGAUCAAAAAUCAGUUCAGAAACCAGGUCAAAGGUCUGUCCAGAAAUCAGGUCAAAUGUCUGUCCAGGGUCAGAGGUCAGCAGCUUUAGAAAAAGCAUCAGUUUUAGCCAAAAAAAUUACGCAGAGAUCAAAUGAGAAUAGAAAAGUAUUUACUUUAGAAACAGACAGUGAAUCAUUAGAGACUCCUCGUCAAAUUACAGAAUCUGAUAGUUUUAAGAUUGGAAAGAAUUCUGGGAAAUUUCUGAAGAAGAAACCAGAGUCAACAGAGCCUGUUGUAAUAAGUAACAGACCCUCUAGUCCUAAACCCCAACAGCAGGCACAGAAAGCUAAAGGUUCUCCUUUUAAAUUAAAAAGUUCACAAAAAUAUUCAACAGAUGUAGUACUAUCAUCGGGAGAGGAGAGCUUACAAGAAUUUAUUUUUGCUGAUGGCAGUGAUGACAGUGGCAGGAUGGUUGUCAAGGGAGGAACCAUUAGGAAUAUAUUAGGUAGUAAGACAAGGCAAGAGUUCAGAAAGAGAUCCCAGUCACCACAUAGAUCUAUGUCUCCUGAUUCUAAACCACCAACUCCAUCCUCAAGGACACCAAGGAGAUCACCUUCACCUAAAAUAGGAAGAAGGUCACCAUCUCCUGGCCUUAGAAGGUCAAGGUCACUGUCAGAAGAUACUGUGGCCAGUGAUAUAAUAGAAGAAGUAAAUGAAAGUGACCCACUGAGUGCCAGUUCAGAAGAUGUUUUCAGAGUGAAUUUAAUGGAUGCCGAUACUCUGGAACCUGUAAUUAUUGCAAAACCAAACAUCUCCGAAAGGAAAUCCAGAAAUGUUUCAAAGAAAAAAGUAGUCAAUAAAAACAAAAGAGAAGAAAAGAAGAAGAAGAAAAAGGAAAAAAAGAAUGAAGACAUAUUUAGUGCGCUUGGUUUACACACUGUAGAAGAAUUAUUAGGUGAUAUUCAAGACUUGGAUGAACCUAAAAGUGAAGUAUCUGAGAUAAAGACUCAAUCUGAAUCAGAGGAAAUCAAAACAGAGAGAUCAGAUCAAAUGUUAGGAGGCCAUAAAUUAAAGGAUUCACGAUCAGAAGUGAUAGUAUCAGAAAUUAAGACUCGGUCAAGUACGCCUAAAUAUAGCUCAUACUCAGAAGACUUUGAUAGUAGUAUAUCAGAACAUAUUGGUGAAAGUGUUAAAAAAACAAAAAUGAAAUCAGUUUCUGAAAUAAAGACUCAGUACAGUGAUGAGGAUGAAACAGAGGAUAUAAGUGAGCGGUUAAGUAGUGACUCCGAGUCCUUGAUGACAGAAUCAAGGGCUACACCGACCUCAGACAGAACCAUUACAGAUUCUUAUACAUACAGUGACAGACCUGCACCAAGACGUGACAGAGUGAAAACCCACACAGUGGAAGUCCAAACAUCAGAACCGGGACUACAAUACCAAUGGGACUCAAAGUAUUCUGGAUUUGCUGUACCUGGUUUUCUAACAGGACUAGGGAUGGUGGACCCUACACCUAUAGCAACACAUGUGGUCAGUCCAGAUGCUUUAGAAGCUAUGACAGCCUACAGUCCAGCUAUGUUAGCGCUCCAUGAUAUGUUAAAACAACAAUUGGACCUUACUAAACAGUUUAUACAGUCUCAGAAAUAUCUAUACAAGUCAUUCACAGAUUCUAUGGAGACAACUCAUAAAUAUACAACGCUAGAGGAUACGAGACAGUAUAUAAAGAAACACAGACCAAAGACAUUGACUUUUAAAGAAGCUAUGAAAAUGGUGAAGUCAGAAAUGAGACGGUGAAUUAAAGUAAAACAAUAAGAUGAAAAAAUACAAGAUGGAGUUUACUAUUGAAGGAGUCAAGCAGUCAAUUCACAAUGGAGAAAAAUAUUGGAACUAUUCAUAUAUUGUUCACCUACAGCAACCUAGAUUCAAACUUUUAAUGAUUAAAUCGUUGUGAAGUUAAAUGGCUGCAUAGUUUUAAAAACCUAAAGUCAAUGGUAUGUUCAUUUCAUUAUUAGUCUCAAAUAAACAAGUAUGGUUGUUCCAAGAAGAGACAAGUAUGGUUGUUCCAAGAAGAGACAAGUAUGGCUGUUCCAAGAAGAGACAAGUAUGGCUGUUCCAAGUAGAGGGUUCAAUGUUAUAACUUUUGUUGAGAGACGUUUGAAUGCAGGUUGUUUGUAUAGAGAAUUAAAUGUUAUGUGUAACAUAUGACACGGACAUUUGUAAGAAAUAUAUGUGUAGUACUGAUAGAUAUAUAUGAUAUGUAGACAAUACAUAUGUAACUUUCCAGUAUAAAAUAUAAAGAUAGAUAUGAAAAUGUACUUUGUUUACAUGUGUGUAGAAUGAAUAGUAUGAUUUAACAUCUUGAAGUUGAAUUUAGCAGAUGAUAAUUAAUAGCUUUUACCUGACUUACAUAUAAUGUAAAAGAAAAACUCAAUCUUAUAAAACAUGAGUACAAAUUAUUAAGAUCAGUGGUCUUUAACUAUUUUUAUAAGUUUUGAUGAAGUAAAAAGAAGGUUUUGUGGAACAUUACGUAUACUGUAAACCAACUAAUUUUUCUCAAGCGAUUUAUUUUCGUGACUUUCACAAGUAGUAAAAUAACGCGAAUAUAAAUGUCGCGAAUAUGUAAAACUUGGAUCUUUCAUAAUUAAACUACAUGAAGUAAAUUAUAAAAUCAUGAAAUUAAAUAGCCGCAAAGUGGACUAGGCAGUGUUAAACUCGAAAUAAAGUAUCCACGAAAAUAAAUUGAUUUACAGUAACUCAUAAAAUGACUGUGAUAUUCUUAAAUAUUGUAGAAAUAAAAUGAUAUUUUAUAA
Molecule: messenger RNA, 3335 nt
Organism: Mytilus californianus (California mussel)
Lineage: Eukaryota; Metazoa; Mollusca; Bivalvia; Mytilida; Mytilidae
Exons: 10
Coding region: 166-2319 (717 amino acids)
Source: RefSeq, a predicted model, not a curated record